Molecule: messenger RNA, 1305 nt
Organism: Penicillium arizonense
Lineage: Eukaryota; Fungi; Ascomycota; Eurotiomycetes; Eurotiales; Aspergillaceae
Product: ADP-ribosylglycohydrolase family protein
Exons: 4
Coding region: 1-1305 (434 amino acids)
Source: RefSeq, a predicted model, not a curated record
AUGGCUGUAUCACCCAAAUCCCGCACUGAAGGUGCAAUUUGGGGAGUCUGCGUCGCCGACGCCCUAGGCGGCCCUGUCCAAUUCAAAGACCCAAAUACAUUCGAACCUAUCACCGGUCUGAGAUAUGUGGCUCCAUUCAGACAACCCGCUGGCUCAUAUUCCGACGAUGGCUCCAUGACUCUAGCCCUAGCCAACUCCUUCGUCGAGUCUGAGAUGCAAUACAACCACAUCAUGUCAAUCAAGUUCUACGUUGAAUGGAUGACCCAUGGUCGAUUCAGCACUAUCGACCGUGCAUGGGAUAUGGGGUAUUCCACGCGCAAGGCCCUGUCAAUCUGGAAGAAAUCUCGCAUGGAGAAUAUCGAGGGUGCGCAGGCUCGCAUCGACAUCGAGUUGGAUUCCGAGGAGCGCUCGGGGAACGGGAGCUUGAUGAGGAUUGUUCCUGUUGGCGUUGUUUACUGGCGGGAUGUUCGGCUUGCGAGGGAGGUUGCCCGGGUUCAGGGUCGGGUUACGCAUCCUUCGCUUCCUUGUGUUGAGGCUUGUGAGGCUUAUACGGAGUUGGUUUGUGGGGUUAUGAAUGGUCAUACCAAGCAGCAGUUGUUUGAUACGUUUUCUGCUUUUCCUUUUACGCAUCGUGCUCUGAAAGAACGCAUGGCACAGUACAAGACGAUUUCCGACUGGACUGCCAAGACAUCUGAGCAUAUCACUAGUAGUGGAUGGGUUGUUGAUACACUCGAGGUUGCUCUGUGGGCAUUCUUCAAGUAUGAUUCUUGGAAGAAGGGUGCGUUGGCUGUUGUGAAUCGGGGAGGUGAUUCUGAUACUGCUGGUGCUGUUUAUGGAGGUCUGGCUGGUGCAUACUAUGGGGUUGAGUUCAUACCCCAGGAAUGGAAGGAUGGAAUGCAGAGGAAAGACUUCAUUGGGGGUAUUGCUAAUAAGUUGGCUCAAGGGCAUAAAGAACAGGCUAUCUGCAACACGACCCAGCGGAUAAGUCAUGAGACUGAGACCCCUGUCGUCGACCCGUCGGCUCUGACCUGGCAGUCCUCCGUAAAAAGUUCAAUUCCAACCAUCAACCAGAACAUCCUUGCAAGUACUCUUUGCUUCACCAACAGACCUGCCAGUUUCACUCGUUCUUCAAAAGAUCAACUGAGAACUCAACUCUCCCCAAUGUCCCAGGUCAAUGAGUCCUGUGUCUUCAUACCAAUAUCAUCCGAAGACAUCAAAACGUACGUGACUCAAGCUUGGGCAGAGGUGCGUCCAAUUGCCGAAGUGUUGCCAAAGUUCACAGGGUCGCACGAUUCUUUCCAAUAG